Leucoraja erinaceus (little skate) is the source of this 5489-nucleotide messenger RNA. RefSeq names its product double-strand-break repair protein rad21 homolog. The record is from RefSeq and is a predicted model, not a curated record. Gene Ontology annotation, molecular function: chromatin binding; protein binding. Bases 34 to 1794 code for a protein of 586 amino acids. Gene Ontology annotation, biological process: synaptonemal complex assembly; mitotic sister chromatid cohesion; replication-born double-strand break repair via sister chromatid exchange. The transcript has 13 exons. Gene Ontology annotation, cellular component: cohesin complex; synaptonemal complex. NCBI's taxonomy places the organism in Eukaryota, Metazoa, Chordata, Chondrichthyes, Rajiformes, Rajidae.
UUUCUCUUGCUCGUGAUUCUUGCAGCUGCAGCAAUGUUCUAUGCCUCCUUAUUUCUGAGCAAACGUGGGCCACUAGCAAAAAUUUGGCUGGCUGCCCAUUGGGAUAAAAAGCUAACAAAAGCUCAUGUUUUUGAGUGUAACCUGGAGGCUACUGUUGAAAGCAUUAUUUCACCCAAGGUUAAAAUUGCACUGAGAACUUCAGGCCACCUGCUUCUAGGAGUGGUGCGGAUUUACAAUCGAAAGGCAAAGUAUCUCCUGGCAGACUGCAAUGAGGCAUUCACAAAAAUAAGGAUUGCUUUUCGUCCAGAUAUUGUGGAUCUUGCUGAAGAAAACCUUGAAGCCACAUAUAAUGCCAUUACUUUGCCUGAGGAGUUUCAUGAUUUUUCUAUUCAGCUGCCAGAUGUGGAUGCAAUUGAUGUUGCUGAGCACUUUACACUGAACCAGAGUACAUCUGAGGCCAUUACACUUAAAGAAGAUCUGUGCAGUAUUCUCCAGGAUGACGGAUUUGGUCAUGGUUAUAAGAUGUUAGGGAAUAGUAGUAUCCUGGAUGAUAAUCUAAUGAGCACAAGUGAGUCGUUACUUCCUCAAACACCAAUAAAUAAUUCUAGUGCUAUCUUGAAAGAAGGAUUCACAUUAAGCUAUGAUAGAAAUAGCUUUCAGAACGAUGGAUUUGGAGAUGAGGGAGCAGCCUGUAUGUUAGAGGAGCUUCUCAGUGGCGAAGCUGAAGAUGCUUUUGUGGAUUUUAAAGAUAUUAAUAAUUACAGUAAUAAAGACAUAGAAAAUCAGAAGCUACAAACAGCUCAGGCUGGUAAUUCAGAUGUUCCUGGUCCAUUACUUCAGGCAGAGAAUGCUAUAGGUGAUCAAACAACUCUUAUAUCCAAUGAAGAGGAAUGCUUUGCCUUACAGCCAGUUGAUGCCACUGUUUUUUCAGAAAGAAAACGAGGCAAAAGGAGGAGGAAGCUUAUUGUGGAUUGUAUUAAGGAACUUGAUAGUAAUACAAUUCGUGAUCAGAUUGAGGAUGUUUCAGAUAUAAUCACAACAAUAGAACUGGCUCCACCAACCAAGAAGUUAAUGAAAUGGAAAGAGACAGGUGGAGUUGAAAAACUCAACUCACUGCCUGCCCAACACCUAAUAAAUUACAGAUUGUUAAAGUUGUUCAGACAAUGUCUUAGGAAAAAUUUACAUUGGGAAAAAAUUAAUGAGAGUGAUGCGCUGGAGAGAAGAUGGGAUAUUGAACAAAUGAGAAGUGAGGGACAUAAUGUAAUCGAUUUGCCUAUUAUAGAGGAACUAUGUGUUAUGCAAGAAUCUAUAAAUGAAUCCAAAAGGAGCAGCAUUGAACAUGGACCAAUAUCUGUACAGAAAAUAUGCAAAGGCCAGCACAGUGCAUCUGAAAAAGAAAUCCCUGAAUUGGAAAAAUCAGAUUCUGACUUAAUGCAAGUGGAUCUUCCUCUUGAGGAGUCAUUAAUUGUUCAUCUAUCUGCCGGAGAAGAGAGAGGAAGUGAACAAAUGGAAUUCGCAGAACAGAAACAAAGUGGAGGAAAGGAUCAUGAUUUUGAAGAGACACGUAGCAACGAAAGAACCCAGCAUCUUUGGCACAGCCUGCAGCGGAUCCAUCUCAGAACAGGUGAAAGGACCUUCAGUAUUCUGGAGCUGUGUCGGAAUAACAAUCGUAAACAGGCUGCUGCAAAAUUCUAUAGUCUCUUGAUGCUCAAGAAGCAGCUAGUGCUUAAACUCACCCAAAGGGAACCCUUCAGUGACAUCAUUGCAACCACAGGAGAAUUGUUUAAUCUCUGAGUACUUAAUAAUACGUCUUUCUCUUCUAAAAUAUUCUUAAUAGCAAGUAUUUUUUUUACCUUCUAAUGCUGAUGUUGCAUAAUUACAGUAUAUCAUUUAUCCACAUCCUCAGUCAAAUGUACAAUACAUUUUUUUUUUAAUAUUUCAUAUCACACCAGUAAUCUUCUUGAGGGCUCCUUCCAGGACUAAAGGAAAGUUUGACAUUGCUACAAAGAAAAUUAAAACAAUCCACAUAAUUGUUUAAAAACACAUUUAAAUUUUCAUUGAAUUCUGCUAACUUGCAAAAGAUUCCAGGUUGAUCCACAAUUUCAGAUUUAUUAGCAAUAUUCAAUUUUAAUUACCUAAAUGUAGUUUAACAUGAGAAAUGAAUUUACAUAUAGGGCAUUGAAAUAAAAUCAGCCUGAAACAUAAGAAUAUUGGACUGCUCCCUGGUUCAGUGGCAAUGAUGUUAGCAAUUAAACAAAAUGGGUGUUUUGGCCCAGGAGUGACCUGUUUGCUUCAUCAAGUCAUCUAAGGGGAAGAUUUUCCUACAACUGUUGGAACAGAAUUGGCCUGCGCCAAUUCAAGAAAAUUGGGCAAGGUGUGCAGACGCAAUUUAGUCUUCCCUGUUUGCCUGUGACCCAGUAAUCCCAAAACAAGAUUUAGGUAAUCCACCUAAAUGCAGAAAAUGCUAGAAAUGGAAACAGGAUAAAGCCAUUUUACCUUUUAACCACUGAAUAAAAAUGGCUAAACUUGUACCUCAGCCUGAGUAUUCAACCUAAUCUUACAUCCCUUGAUUUCCGGAAUGGCUAAAAGUCUAAACAAUUUCCAUUCUGAACAUAGGCAAUGAUAAGAUGGAGCCUUAAGAGAUAGAGAAUUACAAUUUCACAACAGUUAAAGUACAUUUAAAUUAAUCUUUUAAUUCUUAAAUGGCUGAUCCAUUCAUACAGCUUGAUACAUGGUAAAUGAUUAAUUUCAAUCACAAACAUUAUCAUAAAGGUUUGUUUGAAAGUUUAUAUUUCAACUGCAUUUUUUUUUCAAAAUUAAAGUUGUUGUAUUUUGUACAAGAGGUUAAUUUACUGCACGUUAUUUUUCUGCUUGUAACAAUCAAUUAUUUUGACUGGAUUCCCUUUGAUAGAACAUUAUCUUUUGGCAAGAAAUACUACAAAUGUAUCUAUUUGCUUCUAUUGUUGAAUGGUGAGCAAUUGUUUCAAGCUCUUUGGAGCUGUGUUUUUUGCUGUAUUAAUUUCGCCUUUUCAUGUAAAUAAACACAUUUGCAGAAAUUUGAAAACCGUGGGCUGGCAAAGCAUUGCAUUAUGCAGCUGUCUUGAUUGGAGUAAUUACUUUUUGACAAGCCAAGAAAUGUGCUUUGAUUCAGAAAGCAUAGUAAUAGUUAGACUUGCAGAUAAUGUUGGAGCUGGAUAGCAAGUCAGGCCGUAUCAGCAGAGAGAGAAGCAGAGUUGAUGAGCAAGGGCUUCAUCAGAACUGGAAAAAUUAGAAGACAAGCAUGAUUUAAGUUGCAGAGGAGGCGGUGAAGAGGAUAUGUCUGAAGGUGCAGACCCAAGUUGUCAAGGUAACAAUUACUUUUAACAAUUGGAACAAACAGUCCAGAAACAAAUUGAAACAAAGAUACAGCCAUAUCUGGGGAAAGGAUGGGUUUAUGCGACAUGGUUAAAUUCAUUAUUAAGCCCUUGAGGGUUGUAAUGUGCCAAGUCAGAAGAUGAGACUGUUUCCAGUUUACACUGGACUUCAUUGAAGCAUUACAGGAGGCUGGAGACAUGUCUGCCAGGAAUUGAGAAUUAAAGUGACUAGUGACUGGCAUCUUAGAGUCACCCCUGAGAAUUGUACGGAGGUGUUGUGCAAAUAGGUCAUUCUAUCUGCAGUUGGUUUCUCCAAUGUAAAGGAGACCCUACUGUGAGCACUAAACGCAUUAAACUAAAUUGGAGGCAUUACGGAGAGAUAAAAGGGCAAGUGUUGCUUUUACCCUUGAUUGCAUGGGACUUAAUACUGCGUUUAAAAAUGUAUCUACAGUAAAUUCUUUUUUUUUUAAGGAUAGACAUAAAGUGCGGAGUAACUCAGCGGAUCAGGCAGCAUCUCUGGAGAAAAAGGAUGGGACCCUUCAGACUUUUUUUUACAGAUAUGACAGCAUCUUUGAUUCAAUAUCUUAUGCUUCAAUUUGGUACGGCAUCAUUUGUUCCAAUUAUUGUUUUUCAAAGUGGGACCUUGACAUCAUUGGUCUGUAGCCUAGGACAGACAGCUCUGUUCACUCCCUCCCUCUGCAACUCAGCUCACUUGUCAUCACUUAUCUACAUCUGAUGGGGCAUCGUCAACCUGAGUCAUCGUCUCUCUCUGCAUGGAUGUUCCAAGAGUCGUUCAGAAUUAUCUGCUUUUAAUUCAGAUUUUCAGUCUACAAGUUUUCUCCUGGGUCUGGAAAAAUUGCACAUUGUAGUGGGGACUCGUAGGAGCCCAGCCAAAAACUAGUUGGACACGAGUUGUGUGCACUAGACGUGUUUAAUCUCUAAAUCAGCUCCUUACUCCUCCAAGGACACUGGCGUUGCCUGGCCUUAAAUACCAAAUCAGGUACCGACCCCGUGACUAGCACCUCUCACACCAAGACGCCGCCCUCUAGAGCCGAUGGUUCGUUGUGACCUUGGGUUGUCACCAGGUGCCGCCACAACAUGCACAAUAUUGUUAAACACUAAUUUUUUCUACGGCUUAAAAAAAUUGAAGUUGAAAUACCGUUUUAUAUUCACUAUCAGAAUCUAAACAUAUUGAACGGUAUAGAAACUAUAGCUACUGUGCCUCAGCAGAGGAGGACAUGAAAUUUAGGGUGAUUGAUGGGGUGGCAGUUAAUUGAGCUACUUUGCCCAGGAAGGGCUUGAAAAUUCUUAGUUCUGUUUUUAUCCAGGGAAGUAGACAAUAUUCCACUGCAUUCUUGAUUUGUGCCUUGCAAAUGAUGGAAAGAUAUUGAGGUGACUGGAGGCUAAUUACUUGUCAACAGAGUACCCAGCCUCUGACCUGAUCUUGAUAUCACAGUAUUUAGAUGGCUGGUCUAUUUACAUUUCUAAUCAAUGGUGACCCCAUGGAUAUUGAUGGGAGGUUCUUAGAGAUGAAAAUAUAAACGGUAGGUGGUUAGAUUCUCUCAUAAUGAGAAUGGCUGCAAAGUUUAUUGAGUAAACUAAUUUGUCCCAACUCAAAGCAUUUCCAAUAGCUUUGCCCCCCAUGGAAUCCUGAUUCUCAUUGCGGGAAGAUUAUUUGAGGAAAUAAUUAACCUUUGCUCAUUCUAGAAUGUGAAAAUAGUGCAGAUUUCUUGAUCUCUCCAUAUCAAUAAAAAAUAUCUUGCUAACAUCAUAUCCUGACAGCUCCGAUGCAUCAGAAUAAUUGAUCAGCACAAUAGAAAGGUUGAAUAGAAUAUGUUAUUUACAUUUGACUGUUUUUCACUUUCCCUUUUCCAAACCUGAUAUGUGGGAGCUAAGCAUAUUAUGUUCAGCUCACUGCUGUUGGCAAAGAGCUAUUACUCUCACAUAUCUGAAAGUCAGAGAGGAAAUAUGUUCCAUGCACCAAUUUGAUUAUCUACAGUUCACUCAAGUUUAGGCCGCCUUCCCGUAAAGCACUUUGAUGAAAUAUAAUAGGAUUAAAAUUAGAAACGGCUCCCAAAACUGCAGAACUAAUAAUUGGACUUUAAUCCCGGCAGGUCUGGUAUCACUAAUAAGGAU